CACACAAAAGAUCUUCUUCUUCUAAUCAUAAUAAUAUUCCCAAGCCAAACAAAACGACGUCCAUCAUGAAGAACCCUACUGAUCUUGAUCAAUCAACCACAGCUUUCUCAAUCACAAACAUCAAUCCUCCCACUUCCACUAAACUAAACAGACUUAAGUCUCCUAACCAGACUCCAAUCCCAUCUCAAACCAUGAUCCCUAUCAAUGAUACCAUGUCAAGUCUUUUAGAUGAUGAGAAUAUGAUUCCUAAUUGGUCAGAUGUUGAUGGAACGGCGAUCCACGAAGCUCCGAUGUUGCCGGGUGAUAAGGCAGUAGUGGGAGUGGAUGAUGAUGAUCUCAACAUGGACAUUUUGUUUAAUACUCCUUCUUCUUCUGCUUUUGAUCCUGAUUUUGCUUCCAUUUUCUCCUCUGCAAUGUCUAUUGAUUUCAAUCCCAUGGAUGAUCUUGGCAGCUGGACCUUUUAGCUUUUACUCUACAAUAUUUUCAUUUUCUCAAGUGUAUAUAUAUGAAUAAUUGCCACUUUCUGCU
Messenger RNA from Arabidopsis arenosa, 528 nucleotides. NCBI's taxonomy places the organism in Eukaryota, Viridiplantae, Streptophyta, Magnoliopsida, Brassicales, Brassicaceae. The record is from the annotation of a GenBank genome assembly.